CAUCUUGAAUCCUGUGGUGCCUGCCAGGAACAGAACUUCUGCAACAACAAAUAUGUCUGGAAGGCUGUGGUCCAAGGCCAUUUUUGCUGGCUAUAAAUGGGGUCUCUGGAACCAGAGGGAGCACACAGCAACUCUUCUUAAAAUUGAAGGUGUUUAUGCUCGAGAUGAAACUAAAUUCUAUCUAGGAAAAAGAUGUGUUUAUGUGUACAAAGCAAAGAACAGCACAGGGACUCCUGGUGGUAAACCAAACAGAACCAGAGUCAUGUGGAGAAAGGUAACCCGUGCUCAUGGAAGCAGUGGCAUGGUUCGUGCUAAACUCCGAAGCAACCCUCCUGCUAAGGCCAUUGGACACAGGAUCCAUGCAAUGCUGUACCCCUCCAGGAUUUAA
Molecule: messenger RNA, 388 nt
Organism: Phyllostomus hastatus (greater spear-nosed bat)
Lineage: Eukaryota; Metazoa; Chordata; Mammalia; Chiroptera; Phyllostomidae
Product: 60S ribosomal protein L35a-like
Exons: 1
Coding region: 53-388 (111 amino acids)
Biological process (GO): ribosomal large subunit biogenesis; cytoplasmic translation
Cellular component (GO): cytosolic large ribosomal subunit; ribosome
Molecular function (GO): structural constituent of ribosome
Source: RefSeq, a predicted model, not a curated record